This is a messenger RNA of Lycium ferocissimum, 2937 nucleotides long. RefSeq names its product BEL1-like homeodomain protein 1. Gene Ontology annotation, biological process: regulation of transcription by RNA polymerase II. Lineage: Eukaryota; Viridiplantae; Streptophyta; Magnoliopsida; Solanales; Solanaceae. Gene Ontology annotation, molecular function: DNA-binding transcription factor activity, RNA polymerase II-specific; RNA polymerase II cis-regulatory region sequence-specific DNA binding. The coding region runs from base 378 to 2522 and encodes 714 amino acids. The record is from RefSeq and is a predicted model, not a curated record. The transcript has 5 exons.
UUCUUAAAUCUUUUGAUCAACAAUAGGAAAGAAGAGUUAAAAGAAAACUAAAUGCAUUUAUAUUGAGUUAUUGGACUUUUUCUUUAAUAGAAAAUAAAAAGGGAGUUUGAGGUUAACAGUAUUAAUGGCUAUUUCUUUUUUCACAUAAAUGAUUGGUUAUAUUGGCAUACUAAUAAGAAGACUUCUACUGCUACACUUGAGAGUACCACUCAAUAAAAGUUCCAUUUUUUUUUUUUUUUUUACCACUUUGUGCCUUUGAGAGUUUGAGUGUACAAAGUGAAUGGGUUGAAUCUUUUGGGCCUCUGCUAGCUAGCUUCUUGUCUCCAACAACAACAGCAAGAUUAGUUAUAUUGUGGAGAAAAAAAAAGGGAAGAAAUAUGGCAGCUUACUUUCAUGGAAAUUCAUCAGAAAUACAAGGAGGAAAUGAUGGUUUACAAACUCUAAUACUUAUGAAUCCUAACUAUGUUGGAUUUUCUGACACACAACAACAUCAUCAUCAGACACAACAUCCAACACCAAAUGGAAGCAACAACCUCGUUUUCUUCAACUCCAAUACUCCUGGAAAUUCCAUAAACUUACCUCACGCGCCACCACCACCGCCACCACCUUCUUCGCAACAACAACAAUUCAUCGGUAUACCUCUCGCCACCACCGCCUUCGCCGCCCCUUCUUCUUCUUCUCAAGAUGGUAAUAAUAAUAACAACGAUUCAAUUAACGCGCUUCACGGCUUCCUAGCUCGGUCGUCCCAGUAUGGUUUUUACAACCCGUCUAAUGACAUCACGGCGGCGCGUGAGGUUACACGCGCUCAUCAACAAGGUCUUUCACUUAGUUUAUCAUCACAACAACCAGGGUUUGGGAACUUCACGGCGGCGCGUGAGAUUGUUUCACCUACCGCCGCCACUGGGGGAUCAACGUCAUCCGCUUCCGGGGUGCAACAACAGAAUACUCUGCCUUUGAGUUCUAAGUAUUUGAAGGCAGCACAAGAACUUCUUGAUGAAGUUGUUAAUGUUGGCAAGUCAAUGAAACUUACUAGUACUAGUACCAGUGAUGUUGUUAAUAAUGAUGGCAAGAAAUCCAAGAACAUGGCAACAACAACAAUAACUGAUGUGGAUGGACAAUUAGAUGGAGUAGGAGAGAGUAGCAGUAAACAUGAAGGUGCUGCAGAGUUAAGUACAGCAGAGAGGCAAGAAAUUCAGAUGAAGAAAGCAAAACUUGUAAACAUGCUUGAUGAGGUGGAGCAGAGGUACAGACAUUACCAUCACCAAAUGCAGACAGUGAUACAUUGGUUGGAGCAAGCUGCUGGCAUUGGAUCAGCAAAAACAUACACAGCAUUGGCUUUGCAGACGAUUUCGAAGCAAUUUAGGUGUCUGAAGGACGCGAUAAUUGGCCAAAUACGAUCUGCAAGCAAGACGUUAGGCGAAGAGGAUAGUUUCGGAGGGAAAAUCGAAGGUUCGAGGCUUAAAUUUGUUGACAAUCAGUUAAGACAACAAAGAGCUCUGCAGCAAUUGGGAAUGAUCCAGCAUAAUGCUUGGAGACCUCAGAGAGGAUUGCCCGAACGAGCUGUUUCUGUUCUUCGCGCUUGGCUUUUCGAACAUUUCCUCCAUCCUUAUCCCAAGGAUUCGGACAAAAUGAUGCUAGCAAAACAAACAGGGCUAACAAGGAGUCAGGUGUCGAAUUGGUUCAUCAAUGCUCGAGUUCGUCUUUGGAAGCCGAUGGUGGAAGAGAUGUACUUGGAAGAGAUCAAGGAACACGAACAGAAUGGAUCAGAUCAAGAAAAGACUAGCAAAUUAGGUGAACAGAACGAAGAUUCAACAACAUCAAGAUCCAUUGCUCCACAAGACAAAAGCCCUGGUUCAAAUAGCCAGAACAAGAAUUGUGUCUCUAAACAGGACAACUCUGUUUCAACAAUUCCAAUGUCCAAUGCCACUUCCAUAUCACCUAUUGGUAUGAGCAUUCGUAACCAAUCCGGUUUCAAUCUCAUUGGAUCACCAGAGAUCGAAAGCAUCAAUAUUACUCAAGGGAGUCCAAAGAAACCAAGGAGCAACGAGAUGUUGCAUUGGAGUCCAAAGAAACCAAGGAGCAACGAGAUGUUGCAUUCGCCAAACAUGGAUGUAAAGCCUAAUGAGGAACAAAUGUCGAUGAAGUUUGGGGACGAUAGGCAGGACAGAGACGGAUUCUCCCUAAUGGGAGGACCGAUGAACUUCAUGGGAGGAUUCGGAUCCUAUCCCAUUGGAGAAAUUGCUCGGUUUAGCACCGAGCAAUUCUCAGCACCGUACCCUGCCAGUGGCACAGUUUCACUCACUCUUGGCCUACCACAUAAUGAAAAUCUCUCAAUGUCAUCAACACACCACAGUUUCCUUCCAAUUCCCACACAAAACAUCCAAAUUGGUGAAGCAAAUCAUGAGUUUGGUAGCCUAAACACACCAACAUCAGCUCACUCAACAACAAGUGUGUACGAAAACUUCAACAUUCAAAACAGAAAGAGGUUCGCCGCAACCUUGUUACCAGAUUUUGUCGCCUGACAAAAAAAAAACAGAAAUUAGCGAUGGAUGACUUUUGUCGCUAAACAAGAAUAGGAAUUAGCGACGCACAACUUCUGUUGUUGAACAGCAAAAAACCCGCCUUUAGUAUAUUGUUUCUCCUCUAUUUCCCUAUGCGUUAGGAAAGAAGGGAAUUAUUAUCAUCAUGGUAGUGUAAAGAAUCAAGAAACAAGUUUUACAUAGUUACAUAGUCCUAUACAUUGGAGAUGAAGAACCAUUUAAGUUCUUCAAAAUAGAUAUUCUAGGCUACUUCUAGACGAUAUUUAUGGUUGAGGGUUUGUAUAUUAAUUUUGUUGCUGCAGCUAGCAUAGUUAAUUGGGAUUGUUAUAUUGGAUGUGGAAGAAAUUAGUUAUUUUGGGUGGUAUAAAAAAAUAACACUCCAUCCAUUUUAGCCAAA